AUGCUCGAUGAGAAUUUUGGUCUUCUAGAGGAGACACACCCAGCUGAUCCAAUCACUUAUACCCUGGGUCGAAUUGGCAAACACAACGUCGCGAUUGCUAGCCACCCUAAAGGCCAAGAUGGAGCCACGUCAGCCACAACUGUUGCCAACCACAUGGUGCGCACGUUCUCUAGCUCCCUUCGAAUCGGCUUGAUGGUUGGGAUCGGGGGUGGAAUUACUUCAGCAGACCAUGACAUUUGA
Molecule: messenger RNA, 240 nt
Organism: Penicillium malachiteum
Lineage: Eukaryota; Fungi; Ascomycota; Eurotiomycetes; Eurotiales; Aspergillaceae
Product: purine and uridine phosphorylase
Exons: 1
Coding region: 1-240 (79 amino acids)
Biological process (GO): nucleoside metabolic process
Molecular function (GO): catalytic activity
Source: RefSeq, a predicted model, not a curated record